This is a messenger RNA of Psammomys obesus (fat sand rat), 4403 nucleotides long. It is a transcript of the gene Nol4, whose product is annotated as nucleolar protein 4. The coding region runs from base 724 to 2640 and encodes 638 amino acids. The record is from RefSeq and is a predicted model, not a curated record. Lineage: Eukaryota; Metazoa; Chordata; Mammalia; Rodentia; Muridae. The transcript is spliced from 11 exons.
AAAAAAAAAAAAACAACCCCAAAAAAACCGGGAUCUGAUAGGCUUGCCAACAUGACAGGUAAGAACUUUCUCUCUCUCUAAUUCUGUCACGGAGAAGGCCGAGGCUGGGCAGGACGUAAGGAGAGAGGGUCCAGGGACCCGUGUGCCCUUCGAGGCUCUCCAGUCGAGGGCUGUUUUCGCUACAGCCGAAGCCCUGGCUCCUGGACCAUCAGCCUGGGAGGCUUCCGGGGCGCGCGCCAGAGGACUGCCUUGCGCCCCACCUGCCCUGCCCUGGACACAGCCCUGGGGCGAGGCAUCGAGGGGCCGUCUCGAGUCAAUAUUGGGAUUUUUCAUAAACCGAGGAAUGGGAUUUUAAUUAUUCAGACACCCAGCUCCUCUGGGUCAGCCGCUGUUGGGAUGGUUCUGGUCACACGGCGUUAAAGGGACCAGCCGCCUCUUGCGAACACCGGGAAAGCGUCCUGGACAUCCUUUGCAGUUGAACGAAACGAAGCUGACUUGGUAGCGCGGGGCAUCGAUCGCCGGUGCCCAUCCGGACCCUCCUCCUCCUCUUUCCCCGGGCGUCCCCCCCCCCCCCCCCCCUCACCGGAGGCAGGCUCCCGCGGCUUAGCCCGGGACCUCGUGUCCUGGCACCGUGGUCUGGGCUACAUAUUUCAUGAGGCCGGGGUGAACAGGUGCGAAGUGCGCUGGGAGCAUCCGGCCCACCACGGCAGCGCGGGGGGAACCAUGGAGAGCGAACGUGACAUGUACCGCCAGUUCCAGGACUGGUGCCUCAGGACUUACGGGGACUCGGGCAAGACCAAGACGGUGACCCGUAAGAAAUACGAGCGGAUCGUCCAGCUCCUCAACGGCUCCGAGGCGAGCUCCACCGACAACGCCAAAUUUAAAUUCUGGGUCAAGUCGAAGGGUUUCCAGCUGGGCCAGCCGGAUGAGGUCCGCGGGGUAGGCGGCGGCGCCAAGCAAGUGCUCUUCGUGCGGGUCAAGACCACGGAUGGCGUCGGAGUUGAUGAGAAGUUGUCCUUAAGGAGAGUGGCUGUGGUUGAAGAUUUCUUUGACAUCAUCUAUUCCAUGCAUGUGGAAACAGGACCGAAUGGAGAACAAAUCCGGAAGCACGCUGGGCAGAAGAGAACUUACAAGGCAAUUUCAGAGAGCUACGCCUUCCUACCAAGAGAAGCGGUGACACGGUUUCUAAUGAGCUGUUCCGAGUGCCAGAAAAGAAUGCACUUGAACCCAGACGGAACCGAUCACAAAGAUAAUGGGAAGCCUCCUACACUGGUGACCAGCAUGAUCGACUACAACAUGCCAAUCACCAUGGCAUACAUGAAGCACAUGAAACUGCAGCUGCUAAACUCCCAGCAAGAUGAGGAUGAGAGUUCGAUAGAAAGCGAUGAAUUUGAUAUGAGCGAUUCAACAAGGAUGUCAGCCGUGAACUCUGACCUUAGCUCCAAUCUAGAAGAAAGAAUGCAAAGUCCCCAGACUCUCCAUGGCCAGCAAGACGAUGACUCUGCUGCAGAGAGCUUUAAUGGCAACGAGGCUCUGGGGCACAGCUCGGUUGCUUCAGGGGGAGCACAUGGCAGGGAGACUGGGGACUCCAGCAGUGAUGGCAAAGCCGGGCUGGAGCAGGAGGAGCAGCCACUGAACCUGAGCGACAGCCCCCGUUCUGCACAGCUGACUUCAGAAUACAGGAUAGAUGACCAAGGCAGUAAUGGGAAAAACAAGUAUAAGAACCUUCUAAUCUCUGACCUCAAGAUGGACCGAGAAACACGGGAAAAUGGAAACAAGUCUCCGGCACACAGCUACUCCAGCUAUGACUCUGGCAAAAACGAGAGUGUUGAUCGAGGUGCCGAGGAUCUGUCACUCAACAGGGGAGAUGAAGAUGAAGAUGAGCAUGAUGAACACGAGGAUUCUGAGAAGGUGAACGAGACGGAUGGUGUGGAAGCAGAGAGGCUGAAAGCUUUCAAUAUGUUUGUCAGGCUGUUUGUAGAUGAAAACUUGGACCGAAUGGUCCCAAUCUCUAAGCAGCCCAAAGAAAAGAUCCAAGCUAUCAUUGACUCAUGCAGGCGACAAUUCCCUGAGUAUCAAGAGCGUGCCAGAAAACGUAUCCGUACUUACCUCAAGUCCUGCAGGCGGAUGAAAAGAAGUGGUUUUGAGAUGUCUCGACCUAUUCCUUCCCACCUUACUUCAGCAGUUGCAGAGAGUAUCUUGGCUUCAGCCUGUGAAAGUGAGAGCAGAAAUGCUGCCAAGAGGAUGCGCCUGGAGAAACCACAGGACGAGGCCACGCCCACUGACAAACAGUGCAAGCCCGAGGCAGCCCAGGCCACCUACUCAACAUCUACUGUUCCAGGCUCCCAGGAGGUACUGUACAUCAAUGGCAAUGGGACCUACAGUUACCAUAGUUACCGAGGGCUAGGAGGAGGACUGCUAAACCUGAAUGACACUUCUAGUAGUGGACCCACAGAUCUCAGCAUGAAGAGGCAGCUGGCGACCGGCUCGGGAUCCUCCGGCAGUUCCAACUCCAGACCUCAGCUGAGUCCGACGGAAAUCAACGCGGUGAGACAGCUUGUCGCGGGGUAUCGAGAAUCCGCGGCGUUCCUCCUGCGCUCCGCGGAUGAACUGGAAAAUCUCAUUUUGCAGCAGAACUGAGGCAGACGACGUCCGUGCUCGCUGAGUUCCGGAUUUCCAGUUUCCACAUUGAUUAUCCUGGUCGUGCUGCACAGUCUUUUAAGAGAAACACUUCCAUCGUGCCACGUUGUCCUUGAUCUAUAUUCUGGUGUGUCAAGGAACUUCAAAGGAACUCUGACCUUGAAGUGCUUGAGAUGCUCAAAUGUGCCCAGCCUCUUGCUUUUUGUUUUAGCGUGUCAGCAUAAAUAUCAUAAGCAAUUUUUUUCAAAAAAAAAAUACACAAGGCUGUGUUCUCUUAAUUCAAGGAUAAAAAUGAAGAAGCUUGUGGUAGAUUAAAAAAAAAUAGCUCAAGAUCCAACUGAAAUAUUAGUGGAAUUUUCUACUGACUCAUUGGACUGAAAGGUGAAGUAUCUGGAAAAAAAAAAAAAAAACUAGAAAAAGCCAAAUUUCUUGUUGCUACGGGAUAUGACAACAAUGAAAAAAGGAUCUUGUAUUUUAAAAGGAAAAAAAAUGUAAUUUUUAUAAAAGAAAACUUGUUUUUCAUUCAAAAACGGUCAUUUUUACUUUGGUAAAUUUUUCAUAGGUCCUAAAAGAAAACUGUUUUUUGAGAAACUACUGUAAGUACCCUUCCCACAUCCCUUUUGCCUUCUCCUCUUUUCAAAUUCUUUCUACAAACAGAAAAAACAAAAAAACAAAAACAACACUCAAUGCUGGAAAACCCUUUGCCUACUUUCGUUAAGCCGUCCCGUCAGGAGCUACUUCCAAGAGACGCCUGCAUCUCUGUACCUGUGCCGGUUUCAGAACACCCCGCCACUCGGCAGCUCACCGCGGCAGUUUCUCAUCGCAGAAUUUUCUAGACGUUACAAAGAGACGUACUGAAAACAAAACAAACCCAGCACGCCGUGCUCUCCUUAGAGCUGCCGGCCCCUGGCUGUGCUGCCCUCCCACAAGCCACAGUCCAGAACAGCUGGACGUAGGUGAUUGAAUGUGUUGUGAGGUUGCUAGUGACAAUCUUAAACUUUGCACUCUUGCGUGUACUUUUCAUUUCUAAGUUUCCAGAAAAGGCUGUUAUGUCUCCAGAUACGAUUUGUAUGAUUUAGAUUUUUUUUUUUCUUUUUCCUUUUUCUUUUUGGCUAAAAUGGAGAACUCUUAGCAGAUAGAGCUGUCUGUUCGCAAUGAACGCUCCCCUCCUAUCCUGCCCCCGCCCCCCGUGCCCUGCCCUUUUCUUCACUUUUGUGUUAGACACACUCUGAGCGGUGUUUCCUGUACACCGAAGCAAGCCUAUUUUUUAAAUAUUUAAGAAGUGCUUUAGUUCACGCUUGUACUAUUUUCCUUUCUGUUGAAUUACAAAUGCUUCGUGCAUUCUUGAAUUUGCCUUAUUUUAUGUAAAACCUGUUAUUCGGUUUCUGACACUGAGUUGAAGGCAUCAGUGGUGUUCUUUAUCUACUUGUUACAUAUAGUUUUUUCAAGUACUGACUGUGAUUGUGACCGGGUAAUGUGCACUUUUUCUUGUAACUGUGGACAUUGCUAUGCUUUUUUUCUUCUAGUGUUUCUAGAAUUAUUGUUCCUUACAGUUACGUAAACAAAAAAAGCAAAAACAAAAACAAAAAAAAUACAAAAAAAAGUUUUGUGAUACUGUUGGUGACUAUAAUGUGAAAAUCUUAUUGAAAUCUGAGUAUUUUGGAAAUACAUAGACGCACAAACAUCUUUUAAAGGUGUGAAUUUAGAGUUUGCUUAUUUAAUGAAAAUUUUAAAAAAUUGAGGGCUGGUAUAACUUUCUCUGU